AUGGCCAUCCUAACAGAGGGUGGUAAUGAGGAUGAGGUUCAGAUCGUCAACGCUGUGACAGGUCAGUCCUUCGAAGAGUAUAUCAUGUUAGGAGAUCAAAAGAUACAUGGCGACGGAGAAACUGAACGUUACAUUACCGCGUAUCCUGGAAUAAUGUUCAAGAUUCAGAUCACUUUGAAGGCUGGUUUUUGCUUCCAGCAAUUUGAUGCAGUCGAGGCAAACCUUUAUUUCAAGGGACAGAGUACUUACUGCAGUCUAGCAGUUCUGAGUGACCCAAACCCAGAUCAUGCACACACCAAACAGGAUCUGAGAAUGGAGAUCGGUUGUGUAAACAUGAGCAACUACGGUAAAAACGUCAUCGGCGCUCCAUUUGUCUUCAAGGAACUCAAAAUCGAUGAAACUUUGUCGGGUCAGACUGAUAUAAUCGGCGUUAAUCCUAUCGACCUCGGAAGCUUUUUCGUCAGACUUAAUCGUCGAAGAAAUGAUCCAAUACCAAACAAUUGCCUCUCAAAAGAUACCACCACAGCCUUGUGGAAUGCCGAAAAGGUUGACAAGUCGAGUUUCAAGAAACAAGGAAUCACAAACUCUAUCGGGUUGGGUCAGAAUCGAAUAGCGACUAAAGAAUUUGUGGUCUCCUCCUACAAGUUCACUACUUCGGUUCCCCUCAUAUUUCAUUUCACCUAUCGUAAUUUCGGCUUUCUCGAACGUCCAGACGUUGUCCCUUGUCCGCCUCCCCUCUAUCACAGCCCUUGGAAGUCUCUUACUGACAUAGAGCGCCGAUGCGCCUUGAGAGAAUUACAAAAUCUUUGCAGAUCGCGCAGAGAGUUGUCCCCCGGCUUUAAACGUGAGUCUAAAGAAUGGCUUGCUUGGAAUGAUAUGCAACCAUCAGAGAGAGAAACUAAAGAACAGAGAAAAUUUGAGAGAGGAGUGAUCACAGGAUACUUCUGUGUUUUGCCUGGUGACAGAUCGAUCAUUCCGGAUGAAGAUGGCACUGCCCAGCAAUCUGCCCAUCCUCGCGAAUUGGCCAAAAUCAAACCCAAAUCUCAAGGUCCACCGAACGCGAUCAAGCAGGAGAUGAAACCCCCAAAAAAAGUUCUCACACGGAAUUCCAACUGCAAGAUAACCGGAAAGCAAAGGAUGAAAGAGGAGCAUCCUCAUUUAGAUCAUGCAGACUGGCCUCUGGAGAGCCGUUGGCAAAGAGACGAAAGAUCGCGCAGGAGCCAAUUGAUGCGGAUACUACUAACAAUGCUACGACCAGACAAGAAUCAAUAG
Messenger RNA from Botrytis sinoallii, 1272 nucleotides. RefSeq lists its product as uncharacterized. The record is from RefSeq and is a predicted model, not a curated record. Lineage: Eukaryota; Fungi; Ascomycota; Leotiomycetes; Helotiales; Sclerotiniaceae. The transcript has 4 exons. Bases 1 to 1272 code for a protein of 423 amino acids.